GUCUGUACCAAACCUUCAAAUUCACGUCACCAGAGGGCGGUCUUGUAGUCGUUAAAAAUGUUGGUCGGAAUCUGUCGAAAAUGAUGAAUCCGUUUUUGCAAAUGGUUAGAACUUUCAUUAUGUUGUAGCUAAAUUACUCAUCAUGAUUCGAUUUAGUAGCUAGUAAGUGGAAAAGACAUUUUGUCGGGGAAAAGAGUGAUUUCGGUGUGCGAAAGUCAUACGACUUGUGUCAUCUGACUGCUCUUCCUUCAAGAUGGCUCCUCCGCCGGAGUAUGAUAAGGAACCCAAAGCCCCGGACAAAAGUGCCACAAAUAUUUCCACUGAAGAUUCGAAACUUCUACAUAAUCUAAUAAAUGACCAGCACACAAAUUCAGACCACAAACCAACAAAUACGGCAGCAGCCGUUGAAGUUGAGAACAACAAACAUGUAGAGACUUUAGACGACGGACAAUUGCGAGCGCUGUUGGACGAGGCUAUCACAUACAAGUGUCCCAAAGAUCGAGAGGGUAAAAGCAGUCUAUUUAAGGAAUUGCUGGAGGAGGUGGAGCAGGACGAGCAGGCGUGCGAGGCGGCGGCGCGCACACUGGGGGCGCGAGGGGCGGGGGCGCGGCGCGGGGCGCGGGGCCGACGCGCGCUCCCACACUCCAACUCUCUGCAGGACCUGGUGGCGGCACUGGCGGCCGAGCCCGCGCCGCGCCGCCACCACGUGCGCCACCACGCACCCGCGCCCGCGCACAACGUCUCCGCGCGCGCCAUCCACGGCGGCAGUCUGCCCUCCGGGGUCGACACCUCGUCAUUGCUGAGCGAGGAGCCAGCUCGUGGCGCCGGGUAUCUGGCCACGGUGCGCUGCGUCAACCCGCCGCCGCUGGCCGAGAGACGAGUCUCUGCUAGCGACGCCAACACGCCCGCUGAAAUGGAACUACUCAACAGAAGAAAUAAGCCGAUGUUCCCGAUGACGUACACGGCGCGCGCCACGCUGGAGAUAGGCAGCGGCAGCGUGUGCUCGGGCCGCGCGGUCACCACCACCACGGCCUCCAACCAGGUGCGUACCUCCCCCGCCACCCCGCCCGCCACACCCGCCCCCCGCCACCGCACCACACCACAACUCCGACUCAUGAACGCUUUGCGCCCUCAGAGGCUACUCGAUCAGGGUGGUGGUAUGCAUGAGCUACCGGGACUCGAAGCACGCAACGUCAGACCGCGCGGCCCGGUCGCACUAUGCCGACACGACGACGGCACAGAAGACAAGAAACCUUCGGCUCGGCCCGUCCGGGCUGUCGGAGAUCACAUCGGAAACUUUACACCAAACAAAAAGCACGCGGACGAUUCUCAACUGUGGGCCGAGAAUGUCGACAACUGGUAUAAAGGCUUGUCGACCUACGCACACCCUCUAUAUUAUCAAACAGAGAAACAGCUUGUGAAUACUGAAGCAAUAGGUAUUAAAACUAAACAGAGCAUCGAGGCUACGAGUAUGGAAAGCAAGUUUGAUUCCGACAAUGCAGGAGCAAGUCAUGACAAUAAUUGUGAUGACGGAGGUCUAAAAGACGAUUUAGAAAUUAAUGUAAUGUCUCGUAUACCAGAGCCAAAUAGACUGAAAGAAUCUCGAGGUUUUAGAGAUAUACGUCGGUAUGACGGUGGACUGAAUAGGGUUGGAAACUCGAUACAUGACUAUGAUGAUUGUGAUAUAGAUUUAAGGAAAAAGUAUAGGAAACAAGUAGGAGAUAAUUUAGUAGUACCAACUCCGUCGGAUUCAAAUCCCAGGAACAUUAGACGUAUGACUAUAGGUCAGAUAGCUUUGCCACAAACUCAAGAUACCUUUUAUGUAGAAGCAGAUAACAAUGCCAAAAGUAUUAAUUCUAUAGAUAUGCAGAGAAGUUCCAAUAGUAUUAUUGAAAAAGAGGAUUCUCCUCCUCCUGGAGAUUGUAGCCAAGUAGAUGGUCCUUCAACUCCAUUAUGUGCUAGUCCAAAUAAGACCACUGAUGAUACGAAUGACAGGCCGAGCCAAUCAGACGAUCAGCCUGCGAAAGAGUGUGGCACACGCGAUGAAGUGGAAGAUAUAUCUUGGCUAACAACCCCAACACUAGACAGUGAUAAUCAUUCUCAAGGUAAAGAUAUAGAAUUGACUGAGGUAAAGCCUACAAGUCUAAGCAUCUAUAGCAUAGAAAAUCUAAACAUCAACAAUAUAGAGGAACUAGACAUCAGUAAUUUAGAAAAUCUAACCAUCUGUGAUGUAGAGGGUUCAUAUGAACAAUUUAUGUUAAACCAACAAGUAUUUCUACAAAGUAUAGAGGGUGAUGGCAACAGUAUUAAGUAUAUACCCCCAGACUGUGAGAAGGAGAACCAAAUUAAAACUUUAGCUGUAACUGAACCUGCAACAUGUAAUUCCAAUAAAGAUACAGAAGCGAGCGUUCAGUCGAUGUUGUCUCGGUGCCCGGACCCGACGUGCGGAGAGCAUGACUGCCAGGUCGACGGUCACCGCAAGCCGCAUGAUGAGCAAAACACGACGAACGACCAGAUCGUCUUAGCCCAGCUUCCUAACAAUGCUUAUAUUUUUUUAACAUUACCUCAGCCUUUAACUUCACAUAAUAAUGUUAACAUUUCUGUCCAGCCACUUCAAAUAGAAAAUAGUAACGAUGUUAAUCCUAUUGUCUCUAAAAGUAAUAACAAAUCCAACAAUAAUAAGAAGAAAAAACCAAAAGCUCCUGGCGGCACUUCAGAACAAGCCGUCAGUAGCGAUGCGAAGAAAAGUGCUCUAGAUAAAAAUAUCCUUAAAGUACUACUGUUUGAAAAUCUCUUUAAUAACAACGUUAACGAAAAUAUAUCGCACACUUCCGAGGUGCCUGCUAUCACCAGUAAAGAGGUCGAUUCCGCUAUUUCGUUUAGUUGCAUCACAACUCCAGAGGUUGUGUCCAGUUGCAACACGACGUCAUCCACGGCGCAGUCGGCGGUCGCCGUCGAUCCCAAGCCCCUGCAGUUGGGCAGCGAGUACCGCGCGGUGAGCAGCCUGGUGGGCGCCGCGCCCCCGCCUCCGCCCGCGCCCCCGCCCGCGCCCGCCCCCGUGCCCCCGCCCGCGCUUCCACAGCCUCGCAGCGUCAUCUCCAGCAGCUUCAACGGGCUGCCACUGUCACGACCCAACUACGGCGCCACUGCCAACUCCGCUCCAGAAGAGUACAAGGUUAUUACUAAGUCACUAGAUGAAAACGGCAACUCAGUACAAGGAUUCAGUUCACCUCUUUCGGGAUCUAGUCAACACAAAAAACCUAGGAGGAAAAAGUCUUCAAAGAAUGAGACCGUUAUCGACUGCCAGCAGAUUGACGGCUACCAAGGUGAUAAGGAUGUAAAUGAGCUCUUGCGAUUUAUAGAAUCGAACGCAGACAAUGGUCGCGGUCCAAAACUAGGACGAGUCAAGCACAAGGAUGACUCCGACGACAAGAGCGGCAAGAAACGCUCCACUGAGCGACGCAAAGAUAAAGAAAAUAAAAUCAAACGCGCUACCUCCAUGGAGGAACUAUCUCGCACCAAGAUAGAAGACCUCACCGACGCGACCGAAUCCCCACUGCGCAGCGACAAGAAGGAGCGCCGCGGCGACGUACCCAAUAAGGCAGAGCGACGCUCUUGGGGAGACGACGCGAGAGACACCAUACUCUACAACGACCAUCCCACUGACAGCCCCGUCGCCGCCGCAGAGCUCACAGACUUCCAGACCGUCACCAAAAAGCGCAAGCCACGCCGACGCACUGACGAACCAGAACCCGCUCCGCGACGCACGCGGCCCCCCUCGCCACGCCCUCGUCGCGAGUCCGCGCCGCCCUCCGACCGCAGCAACGACUCCAACGACGACAUGGACUCUGUGCACUCCCUGCCCAGCGCCCCGCCCGCGCCCCCCGCCGCGCCCCCGCCCGCGCAAGCCUCCUACGCUGAUAUCGCGCGCACGCGCCACAACAUCCCUGACCUCAUCGAGUCCUGCAACUUCUAUGGUGACGGCGUAGCUCCGCCCGCCACCGCUCCUGCCGACGCAGAUGGGUACCCCGCGCUGGACGCGCGCCAGGCGGCCCGGCGCCGUGACAAGGCGCCCCCGCUGCGUCGCAAAGAGCGCGCCGCGCCGCCGCCCGACAGCGCCGCGGCCGAGGCGCCGGCCCCCGAUGUGGUGGCGGACCGGCGGCCCGCUGUCAUCUUGCUGGACUCGGGCGCGCGGCCGCGCGACAUGGACGGCGUCACGUUCGGGUUCGAACUCAACGAGCAGCUACUGGGCGGCGGCGCGCGUCGGCCGCGCUGCGAGCUGGCGCUGGGGGCGCUGGCGCGGCCGCGCUGCGACCUAGUGCGCGACGCGGCGGACGCGGUGGCGGUGCACGCGGGGCUGAGCGCGCUGCGCUACGUGCCGCCUGCGACGGCGCCGGACGCGGCCGCGCUGCUGCAGAUCGUCGACUACGUGGGCGCGGCCUGGGACGACGUGCUGCGCUGCGGGGCCGGCAAGGUGCGCUACUACAGCGAGUAGGCCGCGCCGCCCCGACUCUUAGGAGGCGCCGAGUUGAGCGCGACCCGACGGUCGGCGUAGAUCGUCGCCCCGUCGAUUCUCGCGAGUGUUCGAGCUACAUUUUACUAUAAAAAAAAAUUGAUAAAAAACAUAAUAUACAAAAGAAAAAACUGACACGAAGUUGAAUCAUUCCGCGGUGUCCUCGAGACAAAUAACGUAUGAGGUGCGGGUGAGAUGACGAUGCUAGUGUGAUGUGCAUCCACAAUGGCCAAGUAAGGAGUGUAGUGUGAAGUGACGGACUCGUUGGAGGGAUGCGUCGGGUAUCGAGUGUAGGGCGUGCAGUGACGUGGCGCGGCCUCGCUCUCCUAGUUGUACUGUGAUGCGUAGAUGCGACUGAUCGAUAUCUCGUUAACUUUCAAAUGAAGUGAUUACACUGUUAACCUUGGUGUUCUCGCUGUGGUUAAAGUAAAUUGUAUUUUGCUUAAAAUAAUGAAAAGUGGCAAUAAGCAUUUAACGGUUCAACUUGCACUUUAAAAAUCUUUAUUUGUUAAAGUAAUUUAGAAGAUGAUGUAAUUUUAGUUUGCGGUCUGGCGCGUGGUCUAUUUUGCUGAAUGUUACAUAGAAUGCAACAUCAUUGUGUGGGUGGGAGUCACGAUUGCUUUAUAUUAACGGAUGUAUCACUAAACAAGUGUUAUUUGCAUUUUCUGUAUAUUAAAUAUUAACACCCUGUCACCCUGCCCUGCUUUAAGUUUUAAAUUAUUUGUGUGAAUGUACCAGAUAGACGUAACACAGUUUGUGUAAUCCUUGACUGGACUAAUAGCCAAGUACAAAAUUGCCUGAGUGGUUCUGUCAAAGAUCUCAGUGCAGUGGUGAUUGGUGAGUGUAGAGUGCAGCAGUGUGUAGCGCUACUGCGGAGUCGCGGUCGCGGCCAGCAAGACGCGCCAGACGGACACUACUCAUGUUUAGUUCCACUUGAAGAGGCAUGUAUUAUUUUGUUUCUGUUGAUUUUUAUUAUGCUUUUGUUAUGCUGUAAUCACAAAUAUUUGGCGGAUUUUUCUAACUAGCCACUCAAGUCUAUUUUGUUAUAUAUUUUUAAGUUUUACCAUUAGAUACUACCUACUGUAAAUAAAAUAAAGAUCUUAUAAGAAGUAACUGGCAUACUAGAGGCGGCGCGGCCACGCUUGGACAUGCUCUUACUACGACUCAGUUUAUACUGAACUUGUGUAUGUUAGCAGUUUUAUUUGAAGAUCAUAUAAUAUGUAAGUAAUGUAAUAUCACCUCCAGUUGUGUGAUUUAUAUUUUUCUCGUAUAAUUCGAGUGUACAUAAAAUUUGAAUUUCAAUCUUUAGUAAGAUCGUGACCAAGUGACAUACUGCUUCUGUAUGUAAAUUUAACAUCUAAAUAUUAUAUACUUGUGGAUGUAUGUUAUGUACAUGCGAUUACUAAAAACUAUCGGACGGCGCACCCGUCGCCGGCAUUAGCGUUGUUCAUUUAUUGUCAUGCAAACUAACUAAUGUAUGGCAAAUUAAAAUGGUUGACCAAACACUUGUAGUCAUUAAGAAGUCAUUCAAAUUCACCGUAGUCUUGUGGAUACUUGUUUACAGUAACGUAAUUACACGUCCUAAGUUUAUUCUUAUAUUACAGAAUCUGUGUACUUUGGGCACUCGAAAAUAUAAAAAAAUGUAUUGACUACUGUAGGAAUCGUGUGAUAAAUGAUAUCAUCGGUAAGAAAAAAUCAUGGUUUAUUUAAAGUAGUUCCAAACAUAAAGUGAGAAUUAUUAUAAUUAUUGUGUAAAAUAGUCAAUUCUACGAAAAGUCGCAUUUACGUAACAAAGGUUUAGUGUGAUUGUUUAUUUUUAUACCAAAACAUUGUCCAUCAUACCUUCUUGCUAGGGCCUGCGUGCAUGACAACUCGCUAAAUACAUACUGAAACAUAAUCCUGGUUGACUCAGAGUCUGGUAGCAUUAUGUUUUUGUUAUGUUAAGCAGUAAAUAAAUUAAAUGAUAAUAAGUGAGUAGGCAUGCAAGCGAGCCUAACUGUAAUUGCUUUGGAUCUUGGAUCCAGAAUAUAUUUGACAUAAAACUAGUCGACAAGAAAACCUAAAAAAAAGUUUAUAUAUAUUCCUAUGAAAAGUACGCGACUUAGGAUAAUAUUAUUCUUUUAUGCAUAAAUAAGUAAUGAGCAUUUCUAAUUUUACUGAGAUAUAAAAUUAGUCUUGUAUUGGCUUUUUACUGUACCUACCACUAUAUCAGGGUCCUUGGCAUGCCUUCUGACAUGGCAUACAUUUUAAUAACUUUUACCUAUGUAAGACUUUUCGCCAAGAGUGUCUGAUUCAUCAAUUAAUAAUGUCAUUGAUAAAAUGAUUGAUGUAAAUGGAUAAAUGCCAACAAGCUCACAUUAAAGAAAUUCUACGAAAAUAUCGUUAAUCAUGAUCGUAUUUAUAAUUACAUCAGAUUUUUCUAAGGUGUAGUGAUUAAGAUUAAUUUGUGCUCAAUUGUUUGAUACCGUGGUUGCCUACUAUAAAAAAGUGACAAUGCAUUCAUAUAUGUAUUUAGAAUUUCGAGGACUUUUAAUAACUAUAUCUUCAUUUCAGAAAUUGAUUUCAAUUUGAAUAUUAUAUAGGGUUUACAGCUUCAGUCAUUUGUUCUAACCCUAAGCAAACUUAGGUAGAGGUAUUUUCUAUACAAUGCAAUCACUUGUCUAUGUCUUCCAUGUUGUAUAUGUAGCUAUUCCUGUAUUAUCUGUCAGACAAGUUAGUACAAAUUAUGUCUAAUGCAGAAGGAUCUGGUGUAAUUGAGUAAUAACUACUAUAUGAGCCUUGGGCCCAUUCAAAUAAAAAGCUGAGAUAUCAAACUCAUUUAGCUUUCUUUCAUAAAAUAUACAAGUAGUCACUUAUUUGGUUGGAUGAUUCGUCAUUACAUAAAAUCAGUAUGAACGGCCACAACAUUGUAAAUAUAGUGUACAUUAAUUUCAUUUUAAUUUCAGAGAGAUAAUGUUUUAAAUAUUGUUGAGAUUGAUAUCAAUGUACUGAGAGGAAGCUCAUAUCAAAGGUAUAGAAAUUAUUUAUUAUUUCUUUCCCUUGUAAAAUAUGUAUAUAGAUAUUCAGAAAAUUAUCGGAUUUUAUCGUUUUAGUGCAUCCUAGACGUUGUAGAUAAAAGAUCUCUAAGUUGGAUGUUGUGACUACACACGGAACAGACUUAUGAAGGGGCGUGUCUCGGCCACAAGUCGCGCGCCCGCGCUACUGCAUGCCCGCUGCGUCAGUUCUCACUGGCCCUCGUCAACUGCUGUAUCUAUUGAUUCUGAUGCAAAUAUGUCAUCGUUUACGUUUUUAACGUGCGAAGGAAUUGCUGGUUGUCUCUUAAAUUGCUCGACUCUUUGGCACAAGUUGGUAAAUUGACAUGUACAUAGAAUCUCUUAUGCUAGACCAGUGUCCCUGUUAGAAUCGACGCAGCGGGAUGGUGCGCCAUGCUAAGCGCUGUAGGCGUAUGCCGCCCUAAUAAUAUGUAUUGCAAUUACUAUGCUGAAGACAUAACCAUUUAUAAUAUUAAUUUUAUCGUAUUUUAAAAGCUACUUGAAUAUUUUUUAUGCCAAGUAUCUGGAGAUCUAAAAAUAUACAUAAGAGAAUAUAAUUAAAGUAUGGAUGAGCUAAAAUUAAUUAUCUUGAGCUGAAAUAUAUGUAAUUAUUUUGUUUAGGUAAUGGAGUGAUAUUGCUUAGGAAAGCUAUUUGGCGAAGUGUAAAUGUAUAAAUAAAUUAAUGCUGAAACAUAAGUUUUUGUACGAUUGUGUCAUUUUCUGAAUAAAUAUGUAAUUUCUCACUGCAACUACCAUUUUAAUAUCAGUUAAAAUUUUUAGUUCCUGCUUCUUCCUGUAGCACCCAUGGAAUAAUUUUUGUUCAGAAAAUGUGACAAACGUUCUGUAUCAUAAUAUGUACCAAUAUGAAAAUUUUAUUUAUCUGCUUUGCAUCUAACUGUUUAAUAAUUAUUCUAGGUUUUUACUCUAUUCUUUACUUGAAACUACUUUUAGGGCUUGUUUCUCAUUGAUUGAGUGUCUGUUAGCCUGACGGAUACUUGCCGUAUUUUCUACAGGAAAUGUGCUAACAGAUACUUAGAUCAGACAUUGUGGUACAGGCCUUUAGUUUAAUAGAAAUUUAAAAGACGUCGUUGAUGAAACUUAUACUUUUAAUUCUCCCUUUAGAACAGGAAAUUAGUAGAAACUGGUGAUCUCGGGUAUAAUUCAAUCAGUAGCUUCUACUCGCAUAUUUAUGGGAAUAGAAACUUAUGAAAUUGUAGAUUUCUGUGACCACAAAAUUAGGUAUUACAAUUCGUUUUAAACGAUCCAAUUAAAAAAUGUAAAACUGCAUCCUAAAUAAUCCUAAUAUUAGAUACAGAGCGAAUCAUAAUGGCGCAUUUUUUGUGACAUGUACCUACGUGUUUUUCAUCAGACAACGACGUCUUUUACAUUUUAUUACUUUGUCAGUUGGGCCCGAUAAACGAGUUUAAUUCUUACAAAAAGUUAAAAGAUUGUUUUCAAUAUUAAUUUUCAUGAACAGUCGUGGCAUUACCUUGUUUUUGGUCGAUGUUUGCUACAAAUGUAUGAUACUGGAGUGUGAGUUAAUUUUACCUACAUUAACUGUGUAGAUGUUAUAUUAAUUUAAAAGUAUUUUAAUAAGUGAUUAGGUUCUGUCCAUGACUGUACACUUUUGGUUAAGUUCAGGGCUAUGAAAGCGCGACAAUAUUGACAUUUUUGUUCGCAACUUUCUCUUUAUCAUUGUUCUUUUGUAAAUGUGAAUAGAGUAAAAAUUUAGUACCGAUUUUAACUGUAAAAGAUUUGUUUAUAAACAAUAUUGUAACCAACUGCAAUUUACAGUUAUGUACUUUUUCACUGUUUCCGUUUUCUUAAUAAAAUGUUGAAAAUACAAAAUCUUUGUCUUAUAUAUAUGUCAAUCUAUAAUAAACUAGCUUCUGCCCGCGACUUCGUACGCGUAAUCCCAUUUUUUCCCGUCCCCGUUCGUGAUUUUCGGUAAAAAGUAAAAAAAAAUUGGUCAAAAAGUAUCCUAUGUCGGUCUCCUGGGUCUAAGCUACCUCCCUACCAAUUUUCAGCCAAAUCUAUUCUGCCGUUCUUAAGUUAUAAGUGGUGUAACUAACACGACUUUCGUUUUACCGACUUCAAAAAAAGUAGUAGGUACUAUGUUCGGCUGAUUGUUUUUUUUUUGUUUGUUCGCACAGUACUCUGCCAUUUGUGAACCGAUUUCGAAAAUUCUUGUUUUGUUUGAAAGGGUAUACUCCCGAGAUGGUCCCAUUUCUAUGAGGUCAGGAUCUGAUGAUGGGAUCCUAGGGAAACCGAGGGGAACUUUUGAAAAUUCUAUAGGCGAGUAAUGCGUGUAUUAUGUUUUUUAAUUAUUUUUAAACACUACAAUUUGAUGAGGGUCUGGAGUCGACCUGAUGAUGGAGCCGACAGACAUUCGAGGGAACUCCUCAGCGGUAUACAGAUACUGUAACUACCUUGUGUUUUGGCUUGAUUAACUUGUAUUGAUGAAGACUUUACACCUAGAUAGAGUGGGGCUGUCAUUAAGGGUCUGAUGAUGAAGAAGUGUAAUUGUUAAGGGAACUCCUCAACGGUAUACUGUAACUACCUUGUGUUUGGGCUUGUAUAAUUUGUAUUGAUUAGAACUUUGCACCUAUGUAGAUUAUAAGUAACAAAACGGGUACAUGUAGAUUUACACUGAAAAUGAUAAAAUAAUAAAAUAAAAACUGCGUUUAAAAAACCGACUUCAAAAAACCAAAAACUAAUAAUAAAUAAAAGUCAAAACUAAAAAGCAAAAAAUAACUACUAUUGGUACUGAUAGGUUACCCACCCACUGAUAGGUUAGAAGUCGGUGCCAUAAGCUCAUAUCAUAAUGAUAUAACUUAAUGUCCACAAAAUUGUGAAUUAGGUACCUAUUAAGGUUUUAAUGAAUAAUUUCGUAUGAAACUUAUGGCACCGACUUCUUACCUAUCAGUGGGUGGGUAACCUAUCAGUACCAAUAGUAGUUAUUUUUUGCUUUUUAGUUUUGACUUUUUGUUUGUUAUUAGUUUUUGGAUUUUUGAAGUCGGUUUUUUAAACGCAGUUUUUAUUAAAAAGAAGCCUAUUUGUCACUACAAAUAGGCUUCUUUUUACCCCUGGGAAUGCGGGCGAAGCCGCUGGCAGAAGCUACUUUCAUAAUUCUUCGAAUGAUACUCAUUAUAUAGAAAUUCUUUAUUGUGCAGUUAGCUAGAUUUACUUCAGAAAUAGAAUCGAAAGCAAAAUUUUAAAAAAUUGGUAUUGGGUGAUAUUAAGAACAAAAUCAAUAUUCAGUGACAUAUUUUAUUUUCAUAAUCAACAUGAUACAGAUGUUUAUGGCUUCGUAUUCAAAUAUCAUUCUAUUAUAAUAAAAAUAUUAACAAAUUAUCUUACAUCCACUUGAAAAUGUACAUUUGUAAUAGACCUUACAAAAUAUUCUAGAUCACUACAAGUUGAUACCAAGAGGCGUAGCGCCCUCGUCAGCUCGUCGCGGUCACAUUAGCGCCACGUCGCCUGAUAUUAACUUGUGUUCAUUUUUAACACUUACAAUAAGGCAUUAAAAGAUACGUUUUACGACGCGACAUUUUCUAUUAGGACGUAAAGAGCUUCGUUUAAUGCCCGCUAGACAUUUGUCACUUUCUAGAUUAGUAGCAAUGAAUAUAAAUUUUAUUGAUUAAAAUUGAAACCUGUCCAUUAGAAGCACCUGAUUUUAUAUAAUUUAAUAAUCACGUCUACUUAUUAAUUUUCUUGGCUUCUACAGAAGAUAAUAUACAACUAAAUUAAGACAAUAUUCCAGACCCGAAGUGGGAUUAGUUAAAAGGAAAUUUCAUAAUAGAAUUCAGUUUGUAACUGAUGAAUAACCUUCGUUCCCAGUCCUAGACCAUUUCAUGAAUACAACUCUUGGGUUCUUUAUGUUUGGAUUACAAGCACAAGUCAAUAUUAGUCGGAACACUAUGAUAAGCCCGUUAUUUUCGAUUAAGUGAGUGAAAUACUUUCGUUGUUAGUUGUAAUGAGAGAAGCCUCGAAACGUUCAACACGUACGACCAAAAGCGGUGCUCACAAAUGUCUAAGAGCUAACAACUUAACUAUUAGGCCACGAGUCGCGUGGAAAUUGAGAUAGCGUCAUAAAUAAGAAUUAUGUACACGUUAAUCGUACGAUAAACUAAUUUUGAAAAAUAACAAUAAAUAAUAAAAACAACCACAGUUAAUAUGGAAUGAGUAAAACUUCCAACGCAUGUGAUGGCAUAAACGAAAACGACGUUAGCCUAGAGCGACACUGACGACUGAGACUCGAUCCGGUGACACGUCUCCCACCGAGAGCGGAGGCGCCGGCUAGAAGAUGUCGGGACAGGCGCUCCAGUCCUGGCGCCGCUUGCAGUCCCAGUAGCGAUGCGUGUACAGGUGGCGCAAGUGUUGCUGGCCCUGCGCCGACAGCGCCUGGCGCGAGAACCACAGCGGCCGCGGCCCCGCCGGCGCCGGCGCGCCGCCUGCCGCCGCUUCCUCGGCCGCCGCCUCCAGCUCGCGCCGCUUGGCACGCUGCUUCUCCUCAAGUCGGAGCUUUUCCGUGUUGGCCUCGUCCCAUAGGCCCUCCUCCAUGAGGCGUUGGUCGGGGCGGCGCCGCGAGUCGGUGGGUGCCACACCCUCCUCAAACUCGUUGAGCUGCGCGGCCAGUACCGUGAAGUUGUACCACUUGUCGGAGUCUGAAGGCGCGGCGACGCGCUCCCAGGCGACGGUAAACUUGCCAGUCUUGCAGACCGUGUUGUCGGCCGACGUGCUGGUGACGGGUGCCACCUCCACGCGGUUGUCCCAGUGUCCCUGUAGUACGUAGCGAGGCUGCAACAAAACAGUUACAUUUACUUACAUUAACAACUAAUGUAAUAUAGAGUGGGAGUGCGUGAACAGUGAAACUACGAAUUUUUGGUGUCAUUUUGGCUAUGACGUGAUUGUUUUAAUAGCUAAUAUAAUUAUUAAUAAGCAAACAAUACUAACCACUCCCUGUGGAUCCUUGAUAACGCCGGUAACCUUCCUCUGCGUAUCCUUGCUGAAGUAUCCGUAGGGCAGGUACUUGAGGUGCGCCACGUAUCCCGCGGCGGGCCCCGACUCGCCCACGAUGUCCAUGUCACCGUGGUUGUCCACCCACAACUUGCCGACUAUUAUAUUGUGCACUGUUGUCGUCACCUGGAACGUUUAGUGAACAUACAAUGUCUGGUUUGAUGACCUUAUAAUUACACUUUGGACAGCAGAGUUGAAAAUGAUGACAGUCAAACCUCCACUAGAAUUAGAGUCAAAGGUCUAUUUCUAACCCCAGUUCAAGAAUUACAAGCAACCAUUCUCACAUAAUUUCGACUGUGUUGUUCGUCUAUAUAAACAGGUACUGUAUAAUGUAUAUAUAAAUGGUUUGUAUGUGUUUAUUGUAAAGUUAUCUCAUAUAUCUCAUAGGCUUUGGAAACUAAAGGCAGAAUUUGUAAAAAAUAAAUAAAUAAAAAUUUAUCAAAGAUCCAAGGUGAGCAUGAAAUGUGGAGUGCUACAGCUACAGUAGUUGAGGUGCAAGAAAUGCUACCUUUUUCCAAUAGUAGGAGCUAUUGUCGGGGAAGCAAAUAUUGGACUCUGCCUCAGGGUCUACCGUGAUGAACUGUCCGCGGAAGCGGCUGGUGACGGAGAUGUCCUGGCGACAGUGCCAGCCCGCCGCGCCCUCGCAGUGCUGCGCCGAGCGAGGCGGGUGGUGCGACACCUGCACUCGCGCACUCUCUGCACUGUCUACCACACCCGCUACACGCGUGACGCAAUAUAUAGGGGCAGCAAGUCUUAUUGCGUCACGCUGCGGGUGUCGAGUGCCUAUCGUCUCCCACCCCGGCCCGUGUGGUGCGUACCUUUCUCCAAGUGUAUUUGUUUCCAGAGCUAGGGAACAUGGCGGACGCGCCCCCCAGCGGUAUGACCUGAAGGUAUUUCCCCCUAAACUUGGUGGUCAUGGUGAACUCCUGCCAGCACUGCCAACCCGCUUGCCCCUCGCAGAACUGCGCUACCAUCGGUGGAUGAUGGGAAACCU
Messenger RNA from Spodoptera littoralis (African cotton leafworm), 13558 nucleotides. Lineage: Eukaryota; Metazoa; Arthropoda; Insecta; Lepidoptera; Noctuidae. The record is from the annotation of a GenBank genome assembly.